UGUGGCGCUCGGAACAUGGCGGGCGUCUGCGACGCGGCCGCCCCGGGAGAAGGCGGCGGUGGCGGCGCGGACGGCACCGAGCGGACGGGCCGCGGCGAGGCGGAGCAGCCGGGCGGCGGCGGCCACGGGCCCGCGCCUCAGCACACCGAGACGCUGGGCUUCUACGAGAGCGACCGGCGGCGGGAAAAGCGCCGCGGCCGCGCAGAACUUUCAUUAUUGAGGUUCCUCAGUGCUGAACUAACAAGAGGGUACUUCCUCGAACAUAACGAGGCCAAGUAUACAGAGCGAAGAGAAAGAGUGUACACUUGUAUGCGAAUACCAAGAGAAUUGGAAAAGCUCAUGUUUUUUGGAAUCUUCCUGUGCCUCGAUGCCUUUCUGUAUGUGUUCACCCUGCUUCCUUUAAGAGUCUUCCUGGCGCUGUUCAGGCUCUUCACUCUGCCUUGCUAUGGCCUACGGGACAGACGUUUGCUUCAGCCUGCACAGGUGUGUGACAUUUUGAAGGGUGUCAUUUUGAUAAUCUGCUAUUUUAUGAUGCACUAUGUUGACUACUCCAUGAUGUACCACCUGAUAAGAGGGCAGUCUGUCAUCAAGCUCUAUAUCAUCUACAACAUGCUAGAGGUAGCCGAUCGUCUGUUCUCUUCAUUUGGACAAGAUAUCUUAGAUGCUCUCUACUGGACAGCCACCGAGCCUAAAGAAAGAAAAAGAGCACACAUCGGAGUCAUCCCUCACUUUUUUAUGGCUGUUCUCUAUGUCUUUCUACAUGCAAUUCUCAUAAUGGUUCAAGCAACGACUCUCAAUGUGGCUUUUAACUCUCACAACAAGUCGCUGCUUACCAUCAUGAUGUCCAACAAUUUUGUUGAAAUUAAAGGAAGUGUUUUCAAGAAGUUUGAAAAGAACAAUCUCUUUCAGAUGUCAAAUAGUGAUAUUAAGGAACGAUUCACAAAUUAUGUGCUUUUGCUAAUAGUGUGCUUAAGAAACAUGGAACAGUUUUCUUGGAAUCCAGAUCAUCUCUGGGUGUUGUUUCCCGAUGUCUGUAUGGUGAUCGCGUCAGAAAUUGCUGUGGAUAUUGUAAAGCACGCCUUUAUCACCAAAUUCAAUGACAUCACUGCAGAUGUCUACAGUGAGUAUAGAGCCAGCCUUGCAUUUGACCUUGUCAGCAGCCGACAGAAAAAUGCAUAUACAGACUACAGUGACUCGGUAGCACGGAGAAUGGGAUUUAUUCCUCUCCCGCUAGCUGUCUUACUCAUCAGAGUUGUAACAAGCUCAAUUAAAGUGCAAGGAAUCCUGUCCUAUGCCUGUGUCAUACUCUUCUAUUUUGGGUUGAUCUCCCUGAAAAUACUUAAUAGCAUUGUGCUGUUGGGGAAGUCAUGUCAAUAUGUGAAGGAAGCCAAAAUGGAAGAGAAGCUGUUUAAUCCUCCCCCAGCCAGCACUCCCGGGAAACCCUCCAGUAAAUCCCAGAGCAAGUGCAAGUCCUCUCAAGGCCUUUCCACGGAAGAAAACCUGUCCACUUCCAUCACCAGCCAGCCUGUUCAUCAGAAAGAAAACGUCAUACCCUUACUUGUGACCAGCAAUUCUGAUCAGUUUCUGACAACCCCAGAUGGCGAUGAGAAGGACAUAACACAGGAAAAUUCUGAAUUAAAACACAGAUCCUCAAAGAAAGAUUUGCUAGAGAUAGACAGGUUCACAAUCUGUGGGAACCGGAUUGACUGAGUUUGUAGCCAAUGAGGUGAAGAUGCCGGGCCCUGGGACCACAGAUGCUGGUCUGCCAGGACACACUUGCUAAAAAUGGCACUUAAAUAUUUAUUUAAAAACUUAAAUUAUUAAUGGCAAGCAAAUCUUAGUAUCUUUCCUCCAGUACUGUGGCCUGGCAGAAGGGCAGACCACGGGACAGCGCCGGCCUCUGGCCUUGACUCUGGGAUGCUGGUGGAGGGUGAACAUUUCCUCCUGCUUGGCCAACAGCAGCAGCACUUCCGGCACCCAGCCAGAGCACUGCAAGAGUUCCUAUGCGUUGUCAGCCUGGGCUUCCAGAAUGUUGGAUUUUCCUCCAAGCCUCUUCAGUAUAAGGACAUACCUGGGAAACUGUGAAGCUUUUACCAUGAAUACCUUUCUAGUCUCAUACAGUUUUCACAAACUCUUUCCAAACUUGACUCCAUCUGCCAAAGCAUUAAAAAAAAUUAUUAAAUAUAAGUCCAGAUAAAUGUUCUUACCACCAGAGUCAUACUUGGCAAUACAUCUAAACUAAGCAAAAUAAAAGGCUACUUAAACACAUGAUGACUAACAGCAUCUUAGAGGAAACAGAGCUCUCGGCCCUUUCAUUCUCUUACUUCAUGAAGGUCAUGUGUCACUGAGAAAUGCUUCCUGCUCUCUCAGUUACUCUCAGCAGUGUGAACUGUGUGGUUCUUAAUGGCAGUGACCCAGUAAAAGGCAGUUACAGUGAGGGCACAGAGCAAUGUCAACUGUAGACAUUUUCUCCAGUUUCACUUUAAAGCUGCAUCAGUUAUUACAAGUCAGUAGAUUUGGUGUUGAAUUGUUGAAAAGCUGUUGAUAUACAAAAUCAAAGUGGUUGCCAUCGACAGGCUGGUUUGUUGGUUUUAGUUUUGUUUUGAGUAGCAGUUUUAAAGUGUUCACAGCGGGUUGAGCAGCGUCACCUUGCCGGGCUUGUAGACUGCACAUGUCCUUCCAUUGCUCUGUGUUCUGUGUGGGAAAGGGAGAGUGGGUGCCUUUGCUGGGAGAGUCCCUCCAUGACUGUAAAAGGGUGUUUCAGAUACAAGAGGAUACUACAGUUGGAUACUGGGAAUAGCAACCCAAAGGGUGCUUUGGGGUUUUUCUUUGAGAUAAAGAUGCUGUUCCUGCUUCAUUACUAGUUGGUGGCAUCCAGGGGCAAGUUCUCACCACCCCAUUUUUAUCCUGAGAACCUUUUCUGCACUUCUCUUAAAAGAAAAUUGACCGUAUCUGAUUUCUGAACUAUCUGGAAGAUGGUACUCUUAACUGAUUUCCUUUGCUGUACCACUUAUGAAACUCGGCUCUUAUUCAAACAUUUUGGGCACAGAUGGCAAGUUUUAGAUGGUUUUCCUGUAUCCUGGAUAAAUGUAAAACUAGUUUUGAUGCUUUGGCUUAUGCACUUGAAAUAAAGGAGAGUUUCUAAUGAUUUGCACUAACAGAAUCUAAAGAUAGCUGUUGGAAAUGAUAUAUAUGCCUUGUGAAACCAGGAAGCAGUUUUAAGUUUAAAAUGAACAUUUUCAUUCUUUGGUGUAUGUUUGUUUCAGUGGGGCCCCAUUUUUAAACUAUUCUUUUUACCAACAAGAAAGUGUCCAUUUCAGCUAGGAGCAGUGUGGAGAAAGCUCUGCCAAACUCAGCCCUCUCAGAACAAGAACAUGGCCUAGAUGUCUCCUCAGUUCCGCUUGAAUUUUCUGUUUCUGUGUUGUUUUCUGAAGAAUGCAUUUCCUUUGCAGAUGCUAGUGGGAGUGGGGAUAACACUCACUUCUGUCCUAACGGCAUUCAGUACUAAUUUUAUAAGUGCAUCUUGUGUGAAACUCAAUAAAUUCAAUUUUGUAAUCUU
This is a messenger RNA of Peromyscus californicus insignis, 3559 nucleotides long. It is a transcript of the gene Tapt1, whose product is annotated as transmembrane anterior posterior transformation 1. Gene Ontology annotation, cellular component: endoplasmic reticulum membrane; ciliary basal body. Lineage: Eukaryota; Metazoa; Chordata; Mammalia; Rodentia; Cricetidae. The transcript is spliced from 14 exons. Bases 16 to 1710 code for a protein of 564 amino acids. The record is from RefSeq and is a predicted model, not a curated record. Gene Ontology annotation, biological process: maintenance of protein localization in endoplasmic reticulum; positive regulation of cilium assembly.